Molecule: messenger RNA, 1457 nt
Organism: Toxorhynchites rutilus septentrionalis
Lineage: Eukaryota; Metazoa; Arthropoda; Insecta; Diptera; Culicidae
Product: retinaldehyde-binding protein 1-like
Exons: 2
Coding region: 67-1038 (323 amino acids)
Cellular component (GO): membrane
Molecular function (GO): phosphatidylinositol bisphosphate binding
Source: RefSeq, a predicted model, not a curated record
UUCGUUGUAAGGAACGGAUACGAACGGAUUUGAAAUAAAAUUCAGUGUUGGUAGAAUCUGUGAGCAAUGACUGGUCUCAGUGUUGAAAAGUUCCCAGAGCAAUACGAUGAGUACACUUUUACUCUGGGCGAACGCUAUCUGAAGAUGGCCCAGGAGGAUCUUAACGAGACGGAUAGUGUUCGGGAACAAUCACUCACGCAGAUGCGUGAGUGGAUCGCAAAGCAUCCUUUCAUAAAAAAGUGUCGCACCGAUUCGGUUUUUGUUCUGCGAUUCCUCCGAUUGCGGAAGUUUUCUGUCCCAAGAGCUCAGGAAACAUUGGAACGUUAUCUGGCCAUGAGACAAUCCUUUCCGCAGUGGUUCCAAAAAUUGGACCCGGAAGAUGUCGAGAUGAAAGAGUUGCUGGGAAAUAACCAGUAUCAGAUUCUGGGAAAGGAUUCCGAGGGCAGAACGGUUAUUCUGAUUGAGUUGAAACGAUUCAACGAGGAACGGUUCACAUCGGAUCACCAGGCGCGUAAUGCCAUGCUGCUGUUGGAGUUGUUGUUCGAUGAUGAGGAAACCCAGAUAGGCGGAUAUGUAGUUGUUUUGGAUUAUAUGGACCUGACGAUGCGUCAGUUGGCGAUUUGGUCGUUGACGGAUGUUAAAAAUUUUAUGAAUUGUGUCAAUCAUUCACUUCCGUUCAGGUUGCGGGAAGUCCACGCUGUACGGCUCCCUAAAUUUGCACUUGCGAUUGCCGAGCUGGCGGUGUCCUGUUUAAGUCAGAAGCUGAAGGAUCGCAUUUUUUGCCACAAAUCAAUGGGGGAUGUGCGGAAGCAUUUGGAUGAUUCCCUACUUACCCUCGAUUACGAAGGAGGCAAACAGGACCCGGAGCAACUGAAAAACGAUUUUAUCAGAAGAGCAGUGGAAAAACGCCAGGAGUUAUUGCUACUCGACGAAAUGGAAAUCGAUGCAAGCCGCUACAAAUCACUGUGGCAUCAAACAACCGAUGAGAGUAUCGAGUCUGGUGUGGCCGGUAGCUUCCGGAAGCUUACCGUAGAUUGAUUGAAUCAACUUAGUUGUUAUGAUUGCGUGUGGUAAUGGAUAAUUGGUUUAUAAAAUAACGCAGCUUUUUUUUUUGUUAUCUGUCUUUCCCAGUGGCAGAGAGAUUAAGCUAUUUCGUGUACCUUCAAACAAAAGCGAAUAAAAAAAAGUGUUACCUCAGACGAGAAAUGAAAGAAAUCCAUUGAAGUCUGAACAAUCGGAAGCAUGAUCAGUGCCAGUAGGUCAUCUCAAGCGGUUCUCCGUCACCUCACUUCGUCAGUGUAGUUUAGGGUUACGCGUACAGGUUCCCAGUAAUCAUAAAAUCACAGGAGACCCAAGGUCGAGAGUAAAAUCAUCAUCUCAGCCGCCCCGCCAUCAACCGGGUGCAAUGAAACAGAGACGACACUGUUUUACUAUCUAAAAUAUACGCACAGAUUUAU